CGAGGCAAUGAUUGCAGCCUCGCGCACCGGGCUCUCCGAUAGGAUUUGGCUGCAUAGCGGUGCACCGUUGCAACGACAACAACGCAGAAAGCAUUGCAAGGAUGCUCGCACUGCGCACGCUGCAGCGCGGCGCGCCGCGAUGGCUGGCGACGCGCGCCGCCUCGACGACACCGGUAGCGCUGGUCGGCUGCGGCAUGCCCGGCCGCGGCAUGGGCUGGUAUCACGUGGCACGCGGCGUACAAUGAAUUCCCGCGCGAGCUUCACGAUUUGUCCGCAGGCCAAGCAGAUUCUGGACGGAGACGUGCCCUCGGCCACGUUGACCGACAUCGUCGAGCCCUGGUUCCUCGGGGGAGGAAAGGACGGCCCCGGCGGCGCCGAGUUCGCCGCCUUCAAAGCCGAACACGAGGGCAAGGUGCGGUUCCACGCGAGCAUCGCGGACAUGCCAAAACCAGAUGGGAAGAUGAUGGCCAUGGCGCGGACGCGGCGUCUUUUGCACGCCGCGAUGGCGUCGACGCGCGUCGCGGCCGCGCAGGUCUGCACGCGCACGGCGGACAUGCCCGGCUACGUCGACGAGCUCGUGGACCACGGCGUGUCCCACGUCUUCCUCGAGAAGCCGGGAGCCCCGACGGUAGAUGAAUUAGGACGCAUGAAGGACGACUGUGCCAAAAAGGGCGCGACGAUCUGGAUGGGCUUCAAUAAAAAUGUGACGGCCUACGUGACGAAGGGGCGCGAGGCCCUCGCGAAGGUGCCCGGCGGCGACUUCACGCUCGUGCACCACAACGCGUACAAGGCGGACGAGCUCGGCGAGUGCUUCGAAAGGAACGCGGAGGGCAUGCUCAAGAACAUGGCCAUCCACGAACUCGCUUUGUUGGUCACGUUCUUCGGCGUCAACUCCGAGACCCUGUCGGACGUCGUCGCCGACAAGGCCUACUCGGACCUGCGGACGGAGAAGGGUCCGUCGUCCGGCGACGACUUCACGGACUUCUCUCGCAUCGGAUUCACGGUCACGACGAAGGCAGGAGCCAAGGUCAGCGUCUACGCCGACCGGUGCGGCCUGGAGCUGCCCGACGGCGCGAUGGCGGACGGCGGGAUGAUGUACUCGUCCGUGUCGAAGCUCGGGAUCAUCCAGUCGCGCGACAUCAUGCCGGAUGCCGACCUCGUGGCCACGGUCGAAGCUAGAAGCAAGGAGAACCCGGACUGGAUGCCCUACUUCCACCUCCAGCACGACGACUACAUCACGCUGAAGGAGCGGUGCACGGCGCACAUCGCGUCUGGGGCUUCGGGCGACCCGGAAGGCAUCGCGACGAUCCAGGUCGGCUACGACACCUUGAAAUUGGCGGAGACGCUCAAGCCCUUGCUCGAGAAGCAGCUCCUCUAGAAGGCUCCCCACGCCGUCGACGCGACAGACGUGUCUGCCCCCGACCCAAGACUAACUCCCGCCCUCGUGUAUAACAUUUCCCAUCGAAGGCUAGUUACGCAGGGA
Messenger RNA from Pelagomonas calceolata, 1483 nucleotides. Lineage: Eukaryota; Pelagophyceae; Pelagomonadales; Pelagomonadaceae. The record is from the annotation of a GenBank genome assembly.